AUGCAAUCAUUUAAUGAGGGAGAGUCUCACUCUACAACCUUAGAGCCAUCAAAGUAAAUUAUUGUAGUAAGUAGGUCAUUCAAAUCUAGAUCGAUCUUUGAUACAAUGGAAGCUUCAACGAAAUAAUUCUAUAUGUUUGAUAAUGACACAGGGGAUAUAAUCGACCUAAGAACUUCUUAAACGGUUGAAUAUGACUAAAUAUAAUUCUAAAAAGAAAAUGCAUGGCAGGAUUUUUGGAAAGAAUCCUAGUUGAAAACUUUGGAGCUAAUUAAAGCAUGCAAAUUAGGUUAGUUUGCGAUUGUAGAAUCAAUAUUGUAAUCCUCAAACUUCAUCGAUAUAAAUGCUAAAGAUUCAAAUGAUUAGACAUGUUUACACUUUGCUUGUAGUUCUGGCAACUAUCAAAUAGCUUAUCAUUUAAUUUAAAAAGGAAGUUAGGUGAAUGAAUAAGAUUGUGAUGGAUGUAGUCCUUUGAUGGUCAGUGUUAAAAACAACCACUUAGACUUGGUUACUUUGCUUUUAUACAACAAAGCCAAUGUUGACAGGUAAGAUUUUUCAAUGAACACACCUCUACAUAUAGCAUUGGAUAAUAAUUGUUUGGAAAUCAUUAAACUCUUACUCAAUUACAAAGCUGAUCCCUACAUACAGAAUGGAGAAAAUGUCAAUGCUCUUUAGUUAAUAUCAAAUACAGAAUAGUAAUAAAUAUUCAAAUAAUUUGGAUAUGAAAAAUAAUAUGUAAAAGAAAGACUGGCAUCAAGCAAUAAUGAGAAUAAGGAAUCCAAUUCCUCCUAUCGUAAAAGUAUAAGUAGAAUAAUGAAGUUCUUGGGCUAAUCAGUUCCAACUAAUUCUUUGUAGAAGUAAACUUAUCAGGCAAGGCAAUCUGUGGUUCCAAUCGGAGGUCAGAAUAUUGGGCCAGAUUCCUUUACUUAUCACAAAGAAUUAGGAAAAGGAUCGUUUGGUAUUGUUUACCUAGUUAAAAAAAAGGAUGAAUAAAAUAGUUUAUACGCGAUGAAAGUAUUGAGAAAAGAGAAAAUUAGUUAAAAACUAUUACCUUAUAUUUAAACUGAGAAAUCCAUCUUAUCAGUGAUCGAUCAUCCUUUUAUUGUGAAAUUACAUUAUGCUUUCUAAACUCAAUUCAAAUUAUUUUUGGUAAUGGACUUCUGUCCUGGAGGGGAUCUUACGAAACUCUUGGAUUUAAAGUCCAAGUUGGCAGAGCAAGUUGCCAAAAUGUAUACUGCUGAGAUCAUCUUAGCCAUUGAAGCUCUUCACCAAAAUAAAAUCAUGUAUAGAGAUCUAAAACCAUAAAACAUUAUUAUUGACAAUAAUGGUCAUUGCAUGUUAACUGAUUUUGGAUUAGCUAAAACUGAUAUCGAAACUGAAGAUACAAAGUCUUUUUGUGGAACUCCUGCCUACAUGGCACCUGAGGUGGUCAAUAAGAAAUUAUAUAAUCGUUCUGUUGAUUGGUAUCAAUUAGGCACUAUAACACAUGAAAUGCUAUUUGGUAUGCCUCCUUAUUAUAGUCACAACAGAGAAGAAUUGUUUGAAAAUAUCAAAAAUAAAUAACUUAGAUUCCCUUAAAAUAAUUUAUCAAAGGAAGCCCUUUCAUUCAUGUAAUAAUUAUUAGAGAGAAAUCCUUCGAAGAGAUUAGGCGCAAAAAAGGACUCCGAAGAAGUCAAAGCUCAUCCCUGGUUUUCAGGCUUCAAUUGGGAUGAUGUUAUGAAUAAAAAAUUACCUGUCCCCAUGCCCAGCAUUAUUAAUCAAGCCAAUCAGACUCUGCAAGUCAAUUUUGAUGAAGAUUCUCAAAUCCAAUAGAGAAAAGCAGUAGAUAAUUGGACUUUUAUAUCUGAUUGA
This is a messenger RNA of Paramecium tetraurelia, 1848 nucleotides long. RefSeq lists its product as uncharacterized. Gene Ontology annotation, biological process: protein phosphorylation. The transcript has 2 exons. Gene Ontology annotation, molecular function: protein binding; protein serine/threonine kinase activity; ATP binding. NCBI's taxonomy places the organism in Eukaryota, Ciliophora, Oligohymenophorea, Peniculida, Parameciidae. The record is from RefSeq and is a predicted model, not a curated record.